UUGAGGAGGACACGCGGCUCCGGCUCCGGCUCCGGCUCCAGCUCCGGCUCCGGCUCUGGGCGAGGCAGCGGCGCGGCCGCCGGCAGCCCGGCCCAGACACUGCGAGAAGUGAAAAACUGACAGAAUAAAGAGCUGUACAUCAUGAUGUAGUGGAAGUGCCAAGGAAUAUGUUGAAUGGCAGCAAGAUUAACAACUUCACCUCAUUACCAUCUGAACAGCUCAUUUUGGAUUGAUGAACAGCAACAGAAAAUGUCCUAAGAAGUAGUGCUAAUGGAACAAGAUGCUUCUCUGAGGACUUAAUGCUUCAGACUUUGGAAGAGCUGCUCUUUGAAUCUGUCACAUUCCUCAUAUAGUUACCCUACAGCCCUAUCCUCUGGAACCAGGCUGCUCUGCAAACAUUUUUUUUCUCUUAAUAAUGGGUAUUGGCAAAAACACCACAUCAAAGUCAGUAGAAACUGGAAGCUCUACUGAGGGCAAAUAUGAAGAUGAAUCUAAGCAUCCUGCUUUCUUCACUCUUCCGGUGGUAAUAAAUGGAGGUGCCACACCAAGUGGUGAACAGGACAAUGAGGAUACUGAGCUAAUGGCAAUCUAUACCACAGAAAAUGGCAUAGCUGAAAAGAGUUCUCUUGCAGAGACAUUGGACAGCACUGGAAGUUUAGAUCCCCAGAGAACAGAUAUGAUUUAUACAAUAGAAGAUGUACCUCCCUGGUAUCUCUGUAUAUUCUUAGGGCUACAGCACUAUCUGACCUGUUUCAGUGGUACCAUAGCAGUGCCCUUCUUGCUAGCUGAUGCUAUGUGUGUUGGAUACGACCAGUGGGCUACAAGUCAGCUUAUUGGGACCAUAUUCUUCUGUGUGGGAAUCACAACUUUGUUACAGACAACUUUUGGAUGCAGGUUACCUCUAUUUCAGGCCAGUGCUUUUGCAUUUUUGGCCCCAGCUCGAGCUAUUUUGUCACUGGAUAAAUGGAAAUGUAAUACUACAGAUCUUUCAGUUACCAAUGAAACAACAUUAUUGCAUACUGAGCAUAUCUGGUAUCCAAGAAUACGAGAGAUCCAGGGUGCCAUUAUCAUGUCUUCAUUGAUAGAAGUUGUAAUUGGCUUCCUUGGCCUGCCAGGUGCUCUGCUAAAGUAUAUCGGACCUUUGACUAUUACACCAACAGUGGCCCUGAUUGGUCUCUCUGGUUUCCAAGCAGCAGGAGAAAGAGCAGGGAAACACUGGGGCAUAGCUAUGUUAACUAUUUUUCUAGUAUUGUUAUUUUCUCAAUAUGCCAGAAAUGUUAAAUUUCCUCUCCCAAUUUACAAAUCCAAAAAAGGAUGGACUGCCUACAAAUUGCAGCUUUUCAAAAUGUUCCCUAUAAUCCUGGCUAUCUUGGUAUCCUGGUUACUGUGCUUCAUAUUCACUGUGACAGAUGUCUUUCCACCUGACAGCACAAAGUAUGGGUUCUAUGCUCGUACAGAUGCUAGACAAGGCGUGCUUUUUGUGGCACCUUGGUUUAAAGUUCCAUAUCCAUUUCAGUGGGGACUUCCAACUGUCUCAGCUGCUGGGGUUAUAGGAAUGCUCAGUGCAGUGGUUGCUAGUAUUAUUGAAUCUAUCGGUGAUUAUUACGCCUGUGCAAGAUUAUCUUGUGCCCCGCCACCUCCCAUUCAUGCAAUAAAUAGGGGGAUUUUCAUUGAGGGACUAUCCUGUGUUCUAGAUGGUGUGUUUGGUACUGGAAACGGCUCCACUUCAUCAAGUCCCAAUAUCGGAGUUUUAGGAAUUACUAAGGUUGGAAGUCGUCGAGUCAUUCAGUAUGGCGCGGCUUUAAUGCUCAUGCUUGGGAUGAUAGGGAAAUUCAGUGCGUUGUUUGCAUCCCUUCCAGACCCUGUGCUUGGUGCCCUCUUUUGCACACUCUUUGGAAUGAUCACUGCUGUUGGAUUGUCGAAUCUUCAGUUCAUAGAUUUAAAUUCUUCACGUAACCUCUUUGUCCUUGGAUUUUCCAUUUUCUUUGGACUUGUUCUUCCAAGUUACCUCAAGCAGAAUCCACUAGUCACAGGGAUUACAGGAAUUGAUCAAGUGUUAAACGUCCUUCUCACCACAGCAAUGUUUGUAGGUGGAUGUGUCGCUUUUGUUCUGGAUAACACCAUCCCAGGUACUCCAGAAGAAAGAGGAAUACGGAAAUGGAAGAAAGGAGUUGGAAAAGGGAGUAAAUCGCUCGAUGGCAUGGAAUCCUAUGAUUUGCCAUUUGGCAUGAACAUUAUCAAGAAAUUCCGAUGCUUUAGCUAUUUACCCAUCAGCCCAACCUUCAUGGGUUACACGUGGAAGGGUUUCAGGAAAAGCAGUAACUGCAGAAAUUCAGAUGAAGAUUCAGAGGCUACCGUAUAGCCUUAGUUGAAAUUAUGUUAUCUAGUUGUAGUAAAAGAUGUAUUUGAAGUUCUUUGCUGAUUAAUAAGCAUUAAAAUAUAUGUUUUGUAUAUCUGCAUUUAAAUUUUGAAACCCAGAGCCGAGACCGAUUAUAAAUAGCUCUUCUGUUGUGGAUGGUGAUAUUGUCUAAUAUAGUGUCUCGACCAUCUUAUUAUUUAAAUCCUUGAUCCUGCUCUUUUCAGGGCAUCCAUUGCUGGCAAUGAUUGCUGCACCUGAAAAUUCCCAAUCCUCCUGUGGAAGAGAGAUGUUUGGAAUUCGUUGCGGGUUUUUGUGUUCUUUUGGGGUUUUUUGUUUUUGUUUGAUUCAUUCCUCUUUCUUGGUAAAUGCAUAGUACUGUUUUGGACAUGUGCUGUCUCUCAUCCCAGCAUUCUGAAUGUCUGACUGCAUGCCAAGUCAUCCAAGAUGCCUGUCAGCAGUUUUUCUUCCUCACCUACACUUUCUGUACCCACUGUGCAGGCAAAUUCACAGGACCUAUCCCCUGGCUGGAAAGACUUCUGGUCCUUCAAGCACUUGUACCUACUUCCUUAGAUAGUGUUUUCACAAUUCUUCAUCUCAUCUGUGCCUAAAACAAAGUUUUGGAGGAAGCAAAAAUGCAUCAUUGUGACUUAAUAGUUGAUACAGUCAUUUUCCUCUUGAAUUAGUAUUUUAGGAAGCUUUCUUGAACUAGAAUUACAGAAUGGAUUGCCCUGUGGCCUAGGUGUAAACACACCUUUGUGAGAAUCACAGAUACGGUUUUGAGGGGAAGGGGCAUGGUUCAUGUGUGAUUUGAGUCAAUAUCUAUUAAUUGUUAACCUUCAUAUCAAAUCAGUAACACUAAGGAACUUGCCUAAGAGUCUGCUAGGAAAUAAUUUACUACCAUAUGUUUUUUCAGGGCCAGAGCAGUAGAUUUUUUGAAACAGCAAACAUAUAUAUAAGUAGCAUCCUCAUCCCCUAGAUUAUUGAAUGGGCACAGGGUUAUCACCUGAGAGUACCAGUCAUUGAUACCUGAAAGUUUUGGCUCUCCUGUAAUGUGGGUGUUGUUAGUUAUCAGGCAUUCAUAACGGUGAGGCUAUAUUCAUGUUUAACAUUCUGACUAUUACACAUUAGUUUGACAUCAGUGUUUUUCAUUGUGAUCUGUCCAGCUCAUCCCCAUUAUCCCCACCCACUUACUCCAUCCCCCAAAGAAAAACAGGAAAAAGAACUCACAUUUGUAAUGCCACAGAAAUCAUCAGGGAAGCUUAAUGUAAUGCGCUCUUAAGGCCAGUAUAGUAUUUCUGUGUUUGUGUUUUGUAUUUCUUGAUCAAAUGAAGGCAUAAGCUGUAACUCAUUUAUAUGGACUGACUCCUGGACCAGACCAUGAGAAGGCUAUGGUUUUCUCCGAGUCCUGCUAUAAGAUCAAGGAGAAAGAAUAAACUGGAUUGGGUUAAUCAGCGUCGAAUGACCCAACAUCUGAGUAAAUCCUUUUACUCCAGUUAUGGAAUGGCUCUGUGAAAUCUGUAUUGCACAGCUGUUCAAGGAAGACAUUUUCAAGAUGUUUUAGUGAAUGGGGACAUUCAGUACUUUGGCAUUUGAGUAUCUACUGGAUGUUAUUGAGGUAGUAGCCCAUGUUACUUGUUGGCAGUAGUAAAGGUUAUACCACCUGUCUGAACAAAGCCUUUUCUUUUUUCUUUUUGUCACUGAUCCCUAUCAAGUGAGAGGCAUUUGGUUGAAUGUUGCCUUAACGCCUGCUCCCCUGCUGAGCACUCUGAUUGAGAACACUAACCUAUUAGUAAAAAUAACCUGUUUAUUUGUUUUGGAGUUUUCAGCUCAGGGAAAGGUAAAGAAUGAGAAUAAUCAGAAACUUAGUGAGAUGACUUCAUUUACACCAGAUACCCCAGGUGGUCAGUCAGCUGCUGUUUGAGCAGCUAAAAGGAACCAAAAUGGAUCAUUUCAAAUUGUAUACAACUCUUUUUGCAAUAGUUUGUUAUGUCUCCAUUGACACUCAAGUCAGUGUCAAGAUUAGUUUGUUAUAAAUGGGAGAGAACACUUUGAGAUCAACUUAGCCUCCUUUUGAGGUUGUUGGCUAAAUAAUCUGUAUGUUUUUAACCCUUUGAUUCCAGGAAGCAUGAGCUUCGUGAGCAUUGCAUUAGGACACCCUGGCCUGAAUCUGCAUUUCGUGCCAAGAUCUUAUUCCAGAUUAAAUGAAGCAAUGUAUUCAAAAUUGCUUGUGGUUUUAUAUAUUAAAGUUCUGGCUGUUUUAGUGUGUAUUAGAUACAGUGUUGUUUAAAAGAGAAUCACCCAGUGGUUCAGUCAGUCUCGUCCUUUUUUGUUGUGUGAGACCAAGUCAGGCAAUCUACCAUGCUCUGUGAAGCUGUGCUGUGUUUAGCCCUGUCUGAUUCUGUUGCCCUGACAAAUGGAGAAAACUAUGCUAAACUGAUGACGUUUGGUAAGUGUGCCUUGACGCUAGUUCUAGCUGUCCAGCACAGUAAUGCUGCCAAAUAUCUCAGCAGUAAUUCGCUGUAAUUCAGUAACACAUCCUGGUUAACAUGGAUGACUUGCCUUUCUGAUAUUUUUCCUCCACAAAACAGUGUGAAAGGUUUGUGUGUUAAGGUUCAGAUGCCAAGCUGCUUAUGAAACCCUUGUUUGCAAAAGAUUUGGGGCGGGGGGUGUUGUUUUCAACUCUUUCAGCAUAGGAGAAUGUCUUGCUUUGUAGCAUCCGUGUGUGAUGCCCCUUCACUUAAAUAGAGAAGAGACAUAAAGUAAUGAGGCUUCCUUUAGAGAGUAUUUCCCACCUUGACCAGAUGUUUAGUGGGAUGAACUUUGAAUCGCAAGAUUAGGGAUCCUUUUUGAAUUAUUUUGUGAAGCAGAGACUAAUGUGUGGUAAAGUAAACAAUUUACCAGGUCUCCGAUAGGUCCAUUUGCAAAGAGUUGAAAACGUAGCCAGAAUGUGGUAGGAGUCCAUGUCUGAACUGGACAAUAAUAUGUUUCUUGCAUAUACACAACACAUAGUUAAUCACAUCAUACAGUGUAGUCUCAACUGCUGGCAAAUAAGCAGUGGAACAAAAGAUGCUAAUUUGGUACAGGGAGAUAAUUUGAUAUGUUUUUAUUUCCUGUUUACAGAAAUAGCCAAGUGUGAAGCUAAGGGUUAUGUAAGGGUGAAUUGUGUUUAUCACACUACAUUUUUUUUGGUGGAAUGGAGCAAUUUACCGAAUGCUUGUCCACUAAAUCAUAUACAUAGUAGAAAGUAUGUAAAAGACCUGACAUGUUCAAAAUGAAAAAUAGAAGAGUGUCUUGGGCCCCAAUUCAUGGUAGAAAUAAUCACUUUCUUUGCCAUAGUCAUAGAAGAAUUGGAAACUCACCCUGGAUUUCUCUAAUUUACCAGCACUGUAACUGAGAAUCAUAUUCAGAAUUAAUCAAUACACUAAAAUUCAGGUUCUUGUUUAAAGGAACCCACCAAUUUCAGUUUUGUAGCAAAUUCCCUGUGAUUGGCUACAGUAAAUGCACCAGGCCACCCCAAGUGACCGGUGAGCUGGGAGAAGCAAUCAUGCUGUCUGACUUUUCCUGUCUCCAUGGGUGAGAGAUACACAGGAUUUGCUUUGUACCUUUGAAUACUGACUUUAAAUACAACAGCUUGGUUUGUACAUGAAUAUUGCAGUAUUUCCAUAUAUUAAAAUAACAUUUCCACCCAGGAUAAUGGUCACAGGUUUCCAGGGAGGGAGUGAUAUGAUUUUCAUGACAAUGUCAUGUGAUAAUAGAAUUUCUCCAUUGAUGAAUCUCUGGUAGUUGUGUAUACUUUAUUUACCCAUGCUUCUGUUUUAUAACAAAGAACUGAAGUUGUUUCCUUUUAUUCAUGUCCCUGCUGAAAUAUUGGUACUAGGAAAUUAGAGUGAACAUUUACAGAUGUAAUUCUCAGUGCUUUUAUGUGCCACAAGAGUGGUUAAGCCAGAUGCAUCAGUCAGAGAACAAUCAGCUGUGGCAAUAUCUUUUAUACCAAGAGUUUCAGGGUUUAGGGGAGAGAGAACAUUCAGCAGGUUAAAUUUAAUUGUGGUGUAAAGGGGACUGCAGGUUAACAGUGACUGACAGCUAGUUUCAAGAUAGCUUAACUGUUAGAUGUUGGACAUACAGUUCACACCCCUUUGUGCUAUAAAGUACGUAAUUCCUAUAUUAAUGUACAGUGUAUAAUGCCCUCACACAAAUGCAGUGCUCCAAUGGAGUGGGCUUCUUCAACUCCAUAAAUGAAAAACAAGGCAACUCUCUCCCUGAGUCAGAUACCUAAUUGAAUUAGUGACCAGUGGCUUGAUUCCCACAUGCUGUACAUAUCAUAGUAUUUCUUGUUGUGGCUUUUAAGAGAAUAAGACAUCUCCUCCAUCACCAUACAGUCUGCCAGUCAUUAGCAGUAUUGCAAGAAGGCCGUAUACUUGUUUGCUUCUGCCGAAGGCUCCAUCCAUCCAGCUUUGUGCUGGGCUGCUUUUUGUAUUGAGGAAUCCAUUUUUAGCAGCAUCCAAAAACAUUCCUGUCUUGUUAGGUUGGUUGUGACUGUGCUUUGUCAUCAGUAUAUAUUGUUACUCUCAGACGUGCUUAGAUUGCUGUUUGUAUUUUUCAGGCACUUAGGACAUCUUGACCAGUGUUGCCAUCUUGCUGAUAAUUCAAAUUAUUGUAUUUUUUUUGUUGUUGGUUCAGAACAACCUUUGACAUGUUAACAGACUGGAUGUUCUUAAAACAGUGGGGAUGCCUAUAUUUUCCAUGAGUUUUGUGGCUGAAUUUGGCUGUAAACCUUUCGGGGUUUUUUGGUGUUUUAUGGGGGGAGGGAUUGUCUUUAUUUUUCUCCUUUAUUUGUCUUUUUAUUAUUUUGCAUACCAAGGGUUUGUUUUUUGUUUUUUUUUGGGGGGGUAGGGAAGGGUUUGAGAUGUGUAAUUCUUUUAUGGAGUUUUUAAAAGAUUUCAUAUUGUUUUUCUAACAUGGCUUCAUUAAACGUUUAAAUAUUUAAAAAUAUGUAAUAUUUGGACCAGAUGUUGUGAAUAAAUAGUAGAGAUAAAGCUAUUUUAUUCUGUAUUUUUAAAGCUGUUCAGUAUAAAUAAAAGCUGACCUAGAUGCA
Molecule: messenger RNA, 7454 nt
Organism: Phascolarctos cinereus (koala)
Lineage: Eukaryota; Metazoa; Chordata; Mammalia; Diprotodontia; Phascolarctidae
Gene: SLC23A2
Product: solute carrier family 23 member 2
Biological process (GO): transmembrane transport
Cellular component (GO): membrane
Molecular function (GO): transmembrane transporter activity
Source: RefSeq, a predicted model, not a curated record